ACGGACCAAGUUCAUCCGUCCGUUCUAACGGGUGGUCUUUCGUCAGCCACGAUCGCUAAAAUCCCCAGCACCAGGAAACUGGUCAUCACUCAAGUCAUAGUGUCAGAGUCCUUUUCUUCUUCAAAAUAUGAAGUAGAGUUGAAGGUUUACAAUCGUACAAGUGAUAUAUCAAGUAUUUGCAAUAAAUCCAUGUACUGGAAGUUGUAUUCCUUUUUUACCCAUCUAGAUUCUUGAGAAAGAAGAUGAAUUAUUGCACAUGGAAUUCAAGAACAGGAAGAGUUGUGAUAUAGUGGUGGACCCAUGGAGGUAAUUUCAACAAUUUCAUCAUCACCAUCAUAUGUUUUUACAUUGGAAUAUGGCCAUUGCAAAUGCUAUCACUCUUCCAAGAUUGUAGCCAAGAAGAGUAAGAAGCCCCAAACUCUUCAUCGUAAGGAUUCCGAGCCGUCUGCUCCAAGAAUUACAUCAAAUGUGAAGCAGAAUUUGCAGUUCUUAAGACUAUGGAAGGAUUUUCAAAAACGAAAAUCUAACACCCCAAGGCCUUCUACUAGUUAUCGCAAAAAGAAGGUUGAGAAGGAAGAAAUUCCUGAAGAAACGGAGCUCUAUCGUGAUCCGACUUUGACCCUUUACUAUACAAAUCAGGGUAUGGAGACUGCAAUCCCUGUCUUGCUUGUUGAUGGAUAUAAUGUAUGUGGGUAUUGGGAAAAGUUGAAGAAGCAUUUUAUGAAUGGAAGACUUGACAUUGCUCGCCAAAAGCUUAUUGAUGAACUGUUAACCUUCAGUAUGCUAAGAGAGGUAAAAGUGGUGGUCGUAUUUGAUGCCAUGAUGUCUGGCCUGCCAACACACAAGGAAAAUUUUUCUGGUAUUGACAUUGUGUAUUCAAGUGAAACCUGUGCUGAUGCAUGGAUUGAGAAAGAGGUGAAAAAGAUAAUCAAUUUUUUAUUUUAUUUUAUUUUAUUUUAUUUAUUUAUUUAUUUAUUUUUUAUUUUUUUUAAAGAAGUCCUGAUACAAGAUUUUCUUUCUUAGAAUAAGCUAUGUUGG
Messenger RNA from Olea europaea var. sylvestris, 1038 nucleotides. RefSeq lists its product as uncharacterized. The transcript has 6 exons. Lineage: Eukaryota; Viridiplantae; Streptophyta; Magnoliopsida; Lamiales; Oleaceae. Bases 301 to 1023 code for a protein of 240 amino acids. The record is from RefSeq and is a predicted model, not a curated record.